This is a messenger RNA of Psylliodes chrysocephalus, 561 nucleotides long. Lineage: Eukaryota; Metazoa; Arthropoda; Insecta; Coleoptera; Chrysomelidae. The record is from the annotation of a GenBank genome assembly.
AUGGUAAAAGAUGAAGGUAUAGAAGGUAUAGAAGGUAUAGAAGGUAUAGAAGGUAUAGAAGGUAUAGAAGGUAUAGAAGGUAUAGAAGGUAUAGAAGGUAUAGAAGGUAUAGAAGGUAUAGAAGGUAUAGAAGGUAUAGAAGGUAUAGAAGGUAUAGAAGGUAUAGAAGGUAUAGAAGGUAUAGAAGGUAUAGAAGGUAUAGAAGGUAUAGAAGGUAUAGAAGGUAUAAAAGGUAUAGAAGGUAUAGAAGGUAUAGAAGGUAUAAAAGGUAUAGAAGGUAUAGAAGGUAUAGAAGGUAUAGAAGGUAUAGAAGGUAUAGAAGGUAUAGAAGGUAUAGAAGGUAUAGAAGGUAUAGAAGCUAUAGAAGGUAUAGAAGGUAUAGAAGGUAUAGAAGGUAUAGAAGGUAUAGAAGGUAUAGAAGGUAUAGAAGGUAUAGAAGGUAUAGAAGGUAUAGAAGGUAUAGAAGGUAUGGAAGGUAUAGAUGGUAGAGAAGGUAUACGAGACUUGCUCCCAGAGAAAAAGUACGCGUGCGUUAAACGCGAACGACUAACAGCUGUGUAG